Messenger RNA from Staurois parvus, 290 nucleotides. Lineage: Eukaryota; Metazoa; Chordata; Amphibia; Anura; Ranidae. The record is from the annotation of a GenBank genome assembly.
UUGGGGGGUUGUCUGAAGGCCAGUAUUGGGGGUUGCUGCAAUAUUUCUUUUAGAGUUCCAUCCUCUGUUAUGAUGGGUUGUAAAUCUUUGAUUAUUUUUCUUAUUCCUUCUAUUGCUGGGUUGUAUGUGGUUACUAGAGGUACACGGUUAUUUGUUUUGUUUGUUCUGAAUGUAGGUGGGCUGGAAGUGUUUUAAUGAGACCUUUUAAUUGCUUUGUAAAGUCCUUGCGUCGGAUCAUGAUCCAGUUUUUUAUAGUAGAUGGCAUUUUCCAGCUGCCUCUGGCCUUCUUG